UGCAGUUCGAUUCCUUGCACAAUCGAUAUGCGGUCCAUGCAAGUCGCAGCUUUGGCGCUCCUCGCGCUCACACUCACCGAAGGUAAAAUCCUGCUGAAGAGGGAUGGUCUUCCUCCAGCAGGGCCUCCGCAGACGAGGGCUAAAGCCCCGGAAUUUGGAUGGUUCAAGCAGAGGUUGGAUCAUUUCGAUACCACAGAUAACAGGACGUGGAGCAUGAGGUUCAUGAAUCAAAGCCAGUUCUUUGAAUUGGGUGGACCGAUUUUCGUUUUCCUCGGUGGAGAAUGGGAGAUUUCCUCUGGAUAUUUGCAAACAGGUCAGAUGUUCGAUAUGGCUGCUGAACACCACGGUUACAUGUUCUACACUGAGCACAGAUACUACGGAAAGAGUUUCCCAUUCAACAACGUCUCUUCUGAUAGCUUGAAGUACCUCACCACCGAUCAAGCUUUGGCUGAUGUAGCCUACUUCAUCACUCACAUGAAGAGAACUAUGCGUGGUAUGGCCAACAGCAAAGUCGUCGUUGUUGGUGGAUCUUACUCAGCUACCAUGGCUCAAUGGAUGAGGUUGAAGUACCCGCAUCUGAUCACAGCCGCCUUGGCUUCCAGUGCUCCAGCUAAGGCCGUUGAGGAUUUCAAAGAAUACUUCGAGGUUGUCAGUGAUAACAUUAAGCUGAAUUCUGUGGAAUGUUGGGACACCAUCAAGAAUGGAACUGCUGCUAUGGUUGAUCUUCUGGAAACUGCUGCAGGCAAGAAGAAGCUCGAAGGAUUGUUGAACACUUGCACACCGAUCAGAACUGAGGAACCGUACCGCGCUUACCUCUUCAGCUCCAUCGGAGGAAUCUUCGCCGGUAUCGUGCAAUAUGCUUACAUCGGUCAAAUCAAGAACGAAUGCAACCAACUUUUGCGUAACUCCGGUUCUCCUUUGGAGAAGUUAAGUUCCUACGUCAGGGCUCAAUAUGGAGGAGAUUGCGUUGGAGAUUACGAUGAGUUCUUGGAGUACUACGCAAUUGAUAACAUCACCGAAUACAUCCAUCGUCAAUGGUAUUACCAGACUUGCACUGAGUACGGAUUCUAUCAAACCACUUCAUCUGAUGAUCAACCUUUUGGAAAGACCAUGCCUUUAUCUUUGAACCAUCACACCUGCAAGGAUCUGUUCGGAAAAGAAUUCAACGUGGAUUUGCUGCGUAGAGGAAUCAACAGGACGAACAUCGUUUACGGUGGAUACGAUAUGGAAGUUACCAAGGUUGUAUCCGUUCAUGGUACUGUUGACCCAUGGCACGCGGUUGGACUCACCAAAGAUUUGAACCCAGAAGCUCCAGUUUUCAUCGUCAACGGAACCUCUCAUUGCGCUGAUUUGAGUUCCAUCAGCGACUACGAUCUUCCGGAAAUGUACGCAGCCAAGAAACGCUCCAAGGAAUUGAUCGCCAAAUGGUUGAAGUAAACAAAAAUGCAACAAUUAAUGCCAUAAUUAAAUAAAACAAAAAAGCUUUCCUUGUAA
Molecule: messenger RNA, 1494 nt
Organism: Nicrophorus vespilloides
Lineage: Eukaryota; Metazoa; Arthropoda; Insecta; Coleoptera; Silphidae
Product: putative serine protease K12H4.7
Exons: 10
Coding region: 28-1437 (469 amino acids)
Biological process (GO): proteolysis
Molecular function (GO): dipeptidyl-peptidase activity; serine-type exopeptidase activity
Source: RefSeq, a predicted model, not a curated record